AAUUUUCCAGACCGGUUUGAUGAAAACAAAGCAGCAGAUGAAAGUAAAUUACAAAAAGAAACUCUUAUUGUGAAGAAAUGGAUUGAUGAAAAUCCCUUUGUUCUGUCAGCUAACUUCCAUGGGGGUUCCUUAGUGGCAAAUUACCCUUAUGAUGAUAGAGCCGACAAACGUAGUGUAUAUAGUGCUACAACUGAUGAUGACAUUUUUCGAAAGUUGGCAUUAACUUAUUCUUCAAACCACCCAACAAUGCAUCUGAAUAAAGCACAAUGUGAUGGCGAUAAUUUCAAGGAUGGUAAGAUUUGUAUACUGUCUUUUAUCUUUUAUCUUUUUAUUGUCUACAUGUAAUAGCAUCGCUUUAUUUCAUAAGUAGCUUGAGCAUGAUCCUCCGGGUGCUGGUAGCUGUUGACUCAUUUUUUGUUUUAAAAAAUGAUAAUAUAGAAUAAAUGCAAUCACCUUCACCAAAUUAAACAUACAUUGUUGUACAAGAAUUCACAUUGAAAAAAUGUUUCUGAGGCUCAUAUGGCAUGCUUCUGGUAUUGUGAAAGUCAUUGUGCAAAGGAACAACAAACUAUUGUUGCUCUUCCAAAAGACAUUGCAUUGCUCAUGUUCUUUAUGCCAACAAGGUACUUGACCAAUAAAUUAUUAUAGGAUGUAGAUUUAGGUAAGAAUUUGGGAGUUUCUGAAUGAACACGAGUGGCAAGUGCUCCUAACACUACUAAGUUCCAAACCAUCCAUCAUAAGAAAUAACUGCAAAUUUAAGGUUGCGUUCAAUUGGGAAAUCGGGAUUGCAGAUUUGCAAUCAAGCGUAAAAACCGAAAACAGAUUAAUUCCUUUCUGAGAAAACUGUCCUCAGGGUGGAUUUCAAUCAAGAAAUCCAAAUCUUGAUUUCAUGGAUUUCCUUUUUACCGUUCAAUUGGGAAAUCCAAAAAAGGAUUGCAAAACUAUUCUCAUCAACAGAGGUCUUCUUUUUGCUGACUAUGCACGUGCGCAAGACAGCUGUUCUUAAGGACAGUUUUCAAAUCCUUUUUCAGAUUUUGCCAAUGGAACGUUAAAAAGGAUAUCCAAAAACAGAUAUUUCAGUGUUAAAAGCCAUUUUCAGAUUUCUUGUUCGAUUGCAAAUCCGGAUUUUAAAAUCUAAAUCCAGAUUUCCCAACUGAACACACCCUUAAAAAGCUAUUUCCUUUCAUUGUAAAUCAUCUGUCUUGUUGCACUUGUUUAAAAGGAGAGAAAUACUAUCCACUGAUUAAAUCACUAUCCAAUGGAUAAUUAACAAUUAUUAUUGAGUAUGAUGUGAACACCUAAAAAAUUUCAGGAAUGUUCAUGGUGUACUGGCCAAUUACAGUAAAGUUCAGGAAUAUGCAAGCAAACCUCAAAACUACAAACUAAUUACUGUUGCUGUUUACCACCGCGCGGUCAGCUCAAUGGGAUAAGUGCCGGUCUGCUGAGCGGGAGGCCGUAGGCUCAAACCCCGGCCGGACCAACACUCAGGGUCUUUAAAUAACUGAGGAGAAAGUCCUGCCUUUGUAAUAACAUCUACGAUAAACCGUAGGCCCCGUCUCGCAAGCCCUUGCACAUGUAAUAAAUCUGUGGGAUGUUAAAGAACCCACACACUCUUCAUAAAGAGUAGGGCGCAUAGUGUCCGAUGUAGUGGUCUAUCUCACUUUCACAUUCAUAUGGGGGCAUCAUUACUCAUUCCUUCAUUACUUAUAAAUUGCACCUUAAGCAGAGUGGCAAAGUCCCCCAACCAGUGUUGUAAAUCAUCCCUGAAAAGCCCUGUGGGGAGUGGAUAAUAAGAUAUUUACAAUUUAUUUAUCUCGUGCCUUAUUGGCUAAUUCCUUGCAACACAAUAACAUUCCAUAAAUAUUUCUGGUGUUUACGGUUCUGUGUGUUUCACAGUUACAAACUUACCUCCUCCUAGACUUUCUUUUAUACUUUAGCCUAUUUUUUGGGACAGUUUCAUGAUAUUAACAGUUGCUUGUUACUGGCAGAUAAUCCUCAAAAAGUAGAUAAUAUGCUUCAAGCAAUAAGUUAGUUUUGCAUAUUCUUACAUUUCUUCUGUCCAGUUUUGUCAGAAAUUCAGCUAUUUGAAUUGGAUUCACAACUUUUUUUGGUUCAUUGUUGCCCAAGCACCCUCAUUUCCAGGCAAAUAUACAUUGAUCAACCUCUUUUCCAAGCAAAUAUACCAUCAAAUCGAUGUUAUAUGACUCCAUCUUCCAAAUUUGGUCAAGACCAGCUGGUAAUGAAGAAUUAGCCAGUGGAUUUGAGUCAAUCAGAAACUGCAAAAUAUUUUGAAUGAAUAAUAAUUAAAUAAUGCAAUCUAGUGGUUUCCCUAAUAGUUGUCCGCUGUCAACAGAAAUUUAUCUAUUUGGUAGCCUUAUCCAAGUUUCGAACAACUGGAACCUAAUUGCUUUUUGUUAAAAUGGUGAAAACCAACAGGGAUCCAUGCCUAGUUUUUAUGUUUGCUCAAAUAUUUGGUUCUAAUCCCUGAUCACUCUUUCCUAGGCAUCACAAAUGGUGCUCAGUGGUAUUCAGUCACUGGUGGCAUGCAAGAUUACAACUAUGUUAGAAGCAAUGCUUUUGAAAUUACUGUUGAAGUCAGCUGUUGCAAGUUUCCAUCUGAGUCUACACUUGAACGGUUUUGGAAAGAAAACAAGAAAUCCCUGCUUGAAUAUCUAAAGCUUGUUCACACUGGUCUCAGUGGCUUUGUCAAGGACCAGAAAUCAGAAAGAGGUACG
This is a messenger RNA of Porites evermanni, 2735 nucleotides long. The record is from the annotation of a GenBank genome assembly. NCBI's taxonomy places the organism in Eukaryota, Metazoa, Cnidaria, Anthozoa, Scleractinia, Poritidae.